Centropristis striata (black sea bass) is the source of this 2144-nucleotide messenger RNA. RefSeq names its product cyclic AMP-responsive element-binding protein 1-like. The record is from RefSeq and is a predicted model, not a curated record. The coding region runs from base 155 to 1099 and encodes 314 amino acids. Gene Ontology annotation, molecular function: DNA-binding transcription factor activity, RNA polymerase II-specific; cAMP response element binding; protein binding. Gene Ontology annotation, biological process: regulation of transcription by RNA polymerase II. The transcript has 8 exons. NCBI's taxonomy places the organism in Eukaryota, Metazoa, Chordata, Actinopteri, Perciformes, Serranidae. Gene Ontology annotation, cellular component: ATF4-CREB1 transcription factor complex; nucleus.
AUGUUUGCUAAACAGAUAGAUGGCUGCCCAGAGAAGUUAUUUGCGCCUAAUAUCCGCACAAAGCCAACAAAGAGAUCAUGGCGGCGGUGUUGCAGAAUGAGUCAGUCUCUGCAAGGCUCGCUGGCUUGCAACACAACUGAGACAUAGAUUUUCAAUGACAAUGGAGGCUGGUUCAGACACACAGCAAAGUGAAACUGUUGUCUCGGAGUCUGAGGCCCAGCAGAUCACCCUGGCCCAGGCGUCCAUAGCAGCUGGCCAGGUGACGUCCAGUGGUCCCACAGUCACCCUCGUGCAGUUACCUAAUGGUCAGACAGUCCAGGUGCAUGGUGUGAUCCAAGCUGCCCAGCCCUCUGUCAUCCAGUCCCCACAGGUCCAGACAGUACAGAUUUCAACCGUUGCUGAAAGCGAGGACUCUCAGGAGUCCGUAGACAGCGUGACAGAUUCUCAGAAGAGGAGAGAGAUCCUGUCCAGACGACCCUCUUAUAGGAAAAUCCUGAACGAUUUGUCGUCGGACGCUCCAGCGGUGCCUCGAAUCGAGGAAGAGAAAUCGGAGGACGAGGUCCCGGCCAUCACCACCGUCACCAUGCCAACGCCCAUCUACCAGACCAGCAGCGGCCAGUACAUUGCCAUCACCCAGGGCGGAGCCAUCCAGCUGGCCAAUAACGGCACAGAUGGCGUGCAGGGUCUGCAGACGCUGACCAUGGCCAACGCGGCGCAGCCCGGCGCCACCAUCCUGCAGUACGCACAGACCAGCGACGGCCAGCAGAUCCUGGUGCCUAGCAACCAGGUGGUCGUACAAGCUGCCUCCGGUGAUGUCCAGGCCUAUCAGAUCCGCACCGCCCCCACCAGCGCCAUCACCCCCGGGGUCGUCAUGGCAACAUCGCCUGCAAUGGGCACAGGAGGAGGCACCGAGGAAGUCACACGCAAAAGGGAGGUCCGGCUUAUGAAAAACAGGGAGGCAGCCCGCGAGUGCCGCAGGAAGAAGAAGGAGUACGUCAAGUGUCUGGAGAACCGCGUGGCCGUGCUGGAGAACCAGAACAAAACCCUCAUCGAGGAACUCAAAGCACUCAAAGACUUGUACUGCCACAAAUCAGAGUAGAAGCCAGCGAGUCGCCCCGCCAGGUGCCCCGUCUGUCCCCAUGUAUAGAGACUCAGCACAGAGCCAUGCAUCUGGAUGCCACCUCCCUUUUUCUACUCUUUCGCUUUCUUUUUAAACAAAAAAAAAACUGCUGAAAAAUCUGUAAAGUGACUCACCAGGAAAAGAAAAAAAACACCCCCCCCCUCUUCCACGAUGUUCCCACGUAAAGGACGGACGCGGAGGAGACGAUAAACAGGGUCCCGGAACACACAGAGGCUUUUUUUGUUUUCCGACGCCACCAAAGGGAAGCAUUCCAGUCACUGGUGCCUGGACACACUGGGGAACAUCACCAGCAACGAGGAACUGCUCCAUUACCAGUGGAAUCUGCCCGGCAACCACACGGAUCAUUUGGAGAGGUCACCUGCGUGUUUGUUACUGUAACUCUCGCAUUAACAUCUGUUACUUACUAACGCUUUGAACUGUAGAUUGGCUGUGAAAUGGACUUUUUUUUAUCUUUUAGCUGUGUUUUUUUUUUUGUUUUAUUAUCGGAUUAUCCGCUCGCAUAACGCCAUUUUUUUUUUUUUUUUUUUGUACUUUUAUUUACUCUGCCUUGAUACGACACGAACAAAAAACUCCUGUCGGGUUGUAAACUGGUUUCACGUUAAACGCAGCUUUAAAAAUACACAACAGGACCGGAGUCGGAAUCUUAAAAAGAUGGUGACCCGACACUUGGGGUGUGUCGGCAAUCACAUCACUAAGGCUCAUUUUUUUUUUAUUUCCACAAAUUUCAACGUCAGAUACAUAAAAAGAGCAGACUACUUAAAAAAAAUACAUUUUUCAACAAGUUUACAGUAAUUUGUUUGGAAUAAAUGCAGAUAAGUGCCAGAGUAUGCAAAGAAAAAAUAGCUAGUUUGUAUGCGUUAUGGAUUUUUCAAUCCGAUUUUUAAAUUAAUUGUAUUAAUUCCUGGAUUAUUUUUUUAAUUACCAAAAAUAAUGAGCCUUACAUGCAGUGAAAUUUACGGAAGCCCUGAACCGCAAGUGAAGAAAUUUUUUUUUGAGAUGUUAU